This is a messenger RNA of Sclerotinia sclerotiorum 1980 UF-70, 1356 nucleotides long. RefSeq lists its product as hypothetical. The transcript is spliced from 2 exons. Bases 1 to 1356 code for a protein of 451 amino acids. The record is from RefSeq and is a predicted model, not a curated record. Lineage: Eukaryota; Fungi; Ascomycota; Leotiomycetes; Helotiales; Sclerotiniaceae. Gene Ontology annotation, molecular function: oxidoreductase activity, acting on CH-OH group of donors; flavin adenine dinucleotide binding.
AUGAAUUAUGGAAGUCCCUACAGAUCCGAUUACAUUAUUGUCGGUGGUGGUCUUACCGGCUGUGCGCUUGCAAGUCGCCUCGCAGAGCGUCUAGGUCCGUCUUCAUCCAUCCUUAUUCUCGAAGCUGGUGUAGAUCCUACAUCAAACCCAAACUCGACGAGUCUAGGAGGAGGGUUCGCACUUCCCGGGUCUGAACUCGACUGGGCUUAUAAGACAGCACCUAAUCCUGCUCUUGGGAACCGUGUUAUUACGCUUGUUGCAGGAAAAACGCUAGGUGGUGGAAGCGUGCUAAAUUAUAGCGGGUGGGCUCGUGGUGACAAAAGGGAUUACGAUGCUGGGGCUCGCAUUGUAGAUGAUGAUCGCUGGAGUUACAACGGUAUGUUGCCGUAUUUCCAGAGGAGCGAGUCUGUUCAUGAUGCAGCAGCAAACCCGGAUCAAUAUGGUUCCCAUGGUCCCAUGAAGGUGACUAGCAUUAGUGCAAGUGAUCCGAAAAGAAAAUAUCCGCUGCGUGAACCUAUUCUGAAAGCUUGGGCCGAAAUUGGCGUGGAGCAUAUUCCAACAAACACUGGCAAACUUGAUGGCUUAUCAGAAUUCCUGGAAAUUUUCGACGACAGUGUUCGCCAGCCGUCUCAUUUGGCCUUCGACCUAUCUGGUGUUCGUAUCAUUACUGAAACUAUUGUACAUCGCAUAUUAUCCGAACAGACUCCGGACCAAAAGCCACGAGCCACAACUGUCGUGCUUGCGGAUGGUCGUAAAAUUAAAGUUCGUAAAGAGAUCAUAAUCUCUGCCGGUGCCGUAGGCUCGCCACGGUUGCCACAGCUUUCCGGAGUGGGACCAGCUUCAGUGCUUGAUCGCUAUUCUAUUCCAGUUAUUUUUGACUUGCCAGCUGUUGGUCAAAACCUCUUUGAGCAUUUUGCAUUCUUCCAAAUCUUUAAGCUGCGCAAUCCGGAGCGUGGACUUUCCCUUGGACAUCCCAGUCUUUCGGAUCCGGCUUUUUUCAAUGGAAUGCUCACGCUGCCAACAUCUCGAGGUUCGCUUGAACUGGCGUCCGCUUCACCCAAUGUCCCUCCUGUAAUUGCAGGGAAUUACUUUUCUACGGCAACAGAUCAUGCGGUAUUAGUCUAUGGAGCUCGUCGACUACUACAAUGUCUUACUAGCACUGAAAUUGGUAAAGAGUUUGUAGAAACUGAGGUUGGUCCUGCUCCAGGACUAGAACCCUUGACCGUGGAAAGUAGCGAUAAGGAUAUUGAAGACCGGAUUCGUAUCGUUGGAAAUCCACAUUUCCAUAUUGCUGGAACUUGUGCAAUUGAAAAGGUGCUGGAUACCAAUUUACGCGUGAAGGGCGUUCAAGGCUAA